ACAAAAAGGAGGCUUUAAAUGAAACUCAAAGCCGCAUCGACUGGCUUACAAAAGAGGAAAUAAUGCAUAUGCUCUUAAAAUCACAAUCUGUUGAUCGUUCAGUAUUAUCAUUUGUUCAAACACAGCUACGAAAUAAAAAUCCUUUCGUGGAUUUCCCAACAACAUUUAAUGUUCCUUUAUCAUUUGUUCGUCGAAAACACGGGAAGCAUGGUCAUGAAUUAUUUUUAGAAGCGUUAAGUAAAGCAGAUAUGAGGCCAUUUACACUAAAUCAAGUUGAGGAUUGCUUCUAUAUUAGUGAGGAUGAUGAAAUUGGGGAGCCUUUAGUGUCUACUGAUGGUAGAUGCGAAACUUCACCUGUAUUUGGAACCGCUCCCGAUGAUGGCCUAGGAAUUAGUAUUGGUUUUCCUGAUGAGGAUGAUGAUAUGCAAGAUCUCGAUUCAAAGCCAGUCAAGCGAAAUGUUGUCCACAAACAAUUAUUCUGGUUGCUUUUUAUACCUCAAGAAACUAGCAUUCAAAUGUAUUUUUAUUCUCAAGCGGUUUCUCAAGUUAAACGAUCCAACAUUAUUAAGCAUGUGCGAAAUUGCAUUAUACAAGCGUCUGAACGUGUUAAUAGGAUAAUUUUAUUGACUGACCUUAAUAAUACCCAUAAUUGCAGUAAAUACUUGGUGCGACCUGAUCCUGAUGAUUCUUCAGAUUCUGAAUCUUCACCUGAAGAUAAUGAUUUGUCCUCUGAGGAUAAUUAUUUGGUCGAUGUCCUUUCAAAGACACAAAAUGAUGAUGGUCAAAAUAAUGUUUCUAAAAAGUUCAAGGUUGGACAAUUUGAAUGUCCUUUGGUAUAUAGGCAAACAUUUCCGCUUCAUUGGCGAUUAAAACCGAAUAACGCUAUAAAUGGAAUUGAAUCUAGUGUUCUCAAUUCGUUUGCUGUUAAUAACCGAAAGCAUAUGUUUGUCUAUGCUAAAGAAAGUUCUAUUGUAUAUAUCAAGAUUUCGGAGGUGGGCCCAGAUGAUAAAAUUGAUGAUGCUUCUCGAUCUACGAACUCUUCCCAAAAUAUCAAUUCUAUAAACGCUAUUCAAUCUGAAACGUCGUCAGUCAACGCUGCGGAGGAUUUUCGAAGAUCUCCAUCUAGCAAGAGUGGUAGCAGUCCCAAAACCACUACUACUCUUUCACCUGGUUCUAAAAAACCUUCAUCGCAACAGCGUAUUUCAGAAUCGAGGGAGCUAGUAGUUGAAGUCUUUGGAAUAGAUCCGCCUGGUAAAGAGAUCACGGAAGAAUUGAUGGAUUUACUGGAAACUAGAUUAAUGACUAAUAUCACAUUGACUGCUAUGUCAACUUUUCUUGUUCGUAACCCCAAGUUCAACCCUACUCGGGAG
Molecule: messenger RNA, 1370 nt
Organism: Racocetra fulgida
Lineage: Eukaryota; Fungi; Glomeromycota; Glomeromycetes; Diversisporales; Gigasporaceae
Source: the annotation of a GenBank genome assembly